CUAAUAUAAGCAGCGUAUAUUUAAUAUUGCAGCGAAUAUAUCCCCUAUGAAUAAUGUGUUCACAGCUCACAGCGGAACAAAAUGAUUGUAUUAGAAUAAUAGCUGAAAAUGAAAAUAUCAGUAAUUAUGAGUUGGAAGUAAAUACUGGUUCUGUGAAAGGUGAUGGCUACUUAGGGAUUAUAUCAACCAUAAAUUUAAUUAGUGAACGCAAAAAUUUAAACAUGAUUCUAAAAAUGGCGGAAACGAAUGAAGAACUGCGAAAUAAAAUUGUAAUUAGAAAGGCAUACCUAAGAGAAAUUUACGCUUACAACAGAAUAUUUUCGGAAUUUGAAAAUUUCCAGAGAAAACGAAAUAUGCAGAAUGGUUUCAGUGCGUUCGCAAAAAUAUAUGGUAGUUGCGAAGAGGACUGUAAAGAAUUCUUAAUUUUAGAAAAUUUAAAGGAAGCCGGCUACAAAUUGUGGAAUCGCAAAGAACCUAUGAACGCGGAGCAUGUGGCGUUAGUAUUUUCCGAGUAUGGAAAAUUCCAUGCCGUGUCCUUAGCCAUGAGAGAUCAGGAUACCAAAAUGUUUGAAGAACUUACGAAAGAUCUUAGGAGUAUAUUUGAAAAUGCAUAUUCCAGAGAAAAAUACGAGCGUGGAGUGAAAAUUACAUUAGAGAAAGGUUUUAAAGCAGUUAAAGGAGACAAUGAUGCUAUAGAGGCUUUUCGAAGAUUUUCUGAUUCACUUAGAACUUUCUUAUUGAAGCAAUUUAAAUCGCCCGAUAAUAUAGUUUUCACUCAUGGAGACUGCUGGUGCAAUAAUAUGAUGUUCAAAUAUGAGGAUAACCAAAAUCCCCAUAAACCGACAAAAGUUUGUUUUCUUGAGUGGCAGUUAUCAAAAAUGGGAUCUCCGGUUUUGGAUUUGUCAUAUUUCUUUUUUGUUUGCAGUUCAAAAGAGAUGUUUUAUGAUUAUAAAAGUUAUCUUAAAAUAUACUAUGAAACUCUUUCGGAAAAUCUAAGAAAGUUAUCCUGCGAUCCCGAAAACAUAUUUCCUUAUAUGUUACUGGAACGACAUUGGAAAACAUAUGCAAAGUUUGGGCUCUACAUGGGUCUUAUUGUAAUAACGCUGAUGUUAAGCGAAGUAGAGGAAGCUCCGAUAGUUAAGGAUGUAGUGAAAAACGGUGAAACUAUUUUCGAUAUCUUUAAUUAUGAAGGUAUUCAUGUAAACGAGUUCAAUAAAAGAAUUUUGAAUAUUGUAACUUUUAUGGCAGAACAUGAAUUGAUUUGAGUAUAGUAGAGUAGAUAAUAGACAAAACCAUAAAUUUCGUACACCAGAUGUAUCUUUUGUACCUGUAUCUUUUUCAUAGCGUGCGUAAAAAAAAUCAGGAAUAUCAGAAAUGUUACUAGUUUGCUUUGUAAAGCGGUAUCCAAUUUUAUUAACGGUUGGAAGUAACAAGGUGUGAAAUUAAUUAUAUUUGGAGGCAAUUCAGAGAACAAAUAGGUAUAUACUUUUUUGUUGUUUUUAAAAAAUUCAGUUGCGUUUUAUGUCACUGAAUAUAAAUUGAAUUGUAUGCUAUAUUCUAAAUUCUUAGGCGUUUUAACGCAAAAAUUACUUCUUUGUUCAUUACGCUAAUUGCUGUAAUUUUGAGUUAUAGGGAUUGAAAAGUAAUUAUGGCAUGCGGGCAUACUAAUUGUAGUAUGCCCGCAAUGUAUUGACACUGUAAAAAAAUUGGAAGCAAUAAAAAGAUUAAAAACUUAUUUGUUCGUUUCCGAGUUAAUGCUAAAAAUAAUUUUAUUUAACUUCAACGUCUUGUAAUUUCUAGACUAGCGAGACAGGGGUUUAUACGCACAUUCGCAACAUUUUUGAUGCUGUAUCUCUAUCUAUUUUGCAGAGGCAAUGAAUUGUCUUUUAUAAUUAACGAAAUUUCUGUGCUAAUAAAAUAUUUAUUUUAGUAGUUACUAUGUUAUAUUAUCAUAUAUUAAUUAUUUAAGUUAUUUAAUACUUAUAUGUUAUAGUGUUAUAUUACUUUUGUUUUUAUGGACCUACUUUGAUGUUAAUAUUUAUCUCUCUAAUUACUUUGUAUUUAUUUUACUUUCUAAAAAGCCACUUUCUUAGUCUUAGUUGUCUGUUAAUAAAUUACUUGGUUACUUAAA
This is a messenger RNA of Anoplophora glabripennis (Asian longhorned beetle), 2131 nucleotides long. RefSeq lists its product as uncharacterized. The coding region runs from base 54 to 1265 and encodes 403 amino acids. The transcript is spliced from 2 exons. Lineage: Eukaryota; Metazoa; Arthropoda; Insecta; Coleoptera; Cerambycidae. The record is from RefSeq and is a predicted model, not a curated record.